Molecule: messenger RNA, 1494 nt
Organism: Manihot esculenta (cassava)
Lineage: Eukaryota; Viridiplantae; Streptophyta; Magnoliopsida; Malpighiales; Euphorbiaceae
Product: probable L-ascorbate peroxidase 6, chloroplastic/mitochondrial
Exons: 12
Coding region: 27-1313 (428 amino acids)
Biological process (GO): hydrogen peroxide catabolic process; response to reactive oxygen species; cellular response to oxidative stress
Molecular function (GO): peroxidase activity; heme binding
Source: RefSeq, a predicted model, not a curated record
AAUAAAAGUGCAAUCGCAAAUCACAAAUGGCACGCUGCCCGUCACACUUGACGCUUACGCCAUCGCCAACAAUGGCUUCGCUCGCUGGCGCUGCCUCUUCUCGUCUCUUCCCCUCCACUUAUAGAGCUCGAAUCUCCCUUUCCUCACCUGCAUCUUCUUCCUCGCUCUCUCCUCUAUCUCUCUCCUCUUCUUCUUCUUAUUCAUUUGCUCCUCUCAAAUGUCUUCUAACUUCUCCUCUCGCACCUCAUUUCUUCUUAAAUCAGAGGGCAUCGUCAAUGAGCACGGUGGCUGCAGCGUCGGAUCUUGCUCAGCUGAAGAGUGCGAGAGAGGAUAUCAAAGAGCUUCUCAAGUCUAAGUUUUGCCAUCCUAUUCUGGUUCGACUGGGAUGGCAUGAUGCUGGUACAUAUAACAAGAACAUAGAGGAGUGGCCAAAGAGAGGCGGAGCCAAUGGAAGUCUCAGAUUUGAAAUUGAGUUGAAACAUGGAGCCAAUGCAGGCUUGGUGAACGCAUUGAACCUUCUUCAGCCUAUUAAAGACAAGUACUCUGGUGUGACAUAUGCAGAUUUAUUCCAGUUGGCCAGUGCUACUGCUAUAGAGGAAGCUGGUGGCCCCAAAAUCCCCAUGAAGUAUGGAAGGGUGGAUGUUUCAGCUCCUGAAGAGUGUCCUGAGGAGGGGAGGCUUCCUAGUGCUGGGCCCCCUAACCCUGCAGAUCAUUUGCAAGAAAUUUUCUACAGAAUGGGCUUAAAUGACCAGGAAAUAGUUGCAUUAUCUGGUGCGCAUACGCUGGGAAGGUCCAGACCUGAUCGCAGUGGUUGGGGAAAACCAGAGACAAAGUAUACGAAAAAUGGACCGGGAGCUCCAGGAGGACAAUCCUGGACAGCAGAAUGGCUGAAGUUUGAUAAUUCCUACUUCAGGGAUAUCAAAGAAAGAAAGGAUGAAGAUCUACUUGUGUUGCCAACUGAUGCUGUUCUCUUUGAAGAUCCUUCUUUCAAGGUAUAUGCUGAGAAAUAUGCUGAUGAUCAGGAAGCAUUCUUCAAAGAUUACGCUGCAGCCCAUGCCAAGCUCAGCAACCUUGGUGCCAAAUUUGAUCCUCCCCAGGGUAUUUUGUUAGAUGGAGUUGCAGGAGAGAAAUUUGUGGCAGCGAACUACUCAACUGGAAAGAGAGAACUGUCAGAGGCUAUGAAGCAGAAGAUCCGGGCAGAGUAUGAAGCGGUUGGUGGAAGCCCAGAUAAGCCUUUAAAGUCUAACUAUUUUCUAAAUAUCAUGAUAGUGAUUGCUGUUUUGGCAUUAUUGACAUCCCUUCUUGGAAAUUAAGUUUCUAUUUUCUUGGAAGAUCAUCAAGAAAUAGCAGUGUUUUUUAAUGUAUAUGUUAAAAUAUGGUGAGCAAAUAGUAACACCAAUGCAUGUGAAUGAGUGGAAGGUCUCAUUCAAAUUUAGAAAGCAACAGCAGCCAUCUUAAUCGUCUAUAGAAUCAAUCCAUUGGUAUCUGGGCUCA